This is a messenger RNA of Passer montanus (Eurasian tree sparrow), 2064 nucleotides long. RefSeq names its product methyltransferase like 24 (gene METTL24). NCBI's taxonomy places the organism in Eukaryota, Metazoa, Chordata, Aves, Passeriformes, Passeridae. The record is from RefSeq and is a predicted model, not a curated record. The annotation marks the transcript as partial. The transcript is spliced from 5 exons.
GUGACCUACGUGCGGAGCGGCCGGCGGGGCAGCGCCGCGCCCGCCUGCUGCGCCCCGCAGCCCCCGGGCAGCCGCCGCAGGAAGACUGUAAGAUGGCACAUUGAACUACAACCAUGGGCAAGUCCAACCCCUUCCCUCAACUAUGAGGCCUCAAGGUUCCUGAAGUACAUUAGCACUUCUCAGAUUUCAUGUGAACACAUGAACCUGAACAGCUUGAAAGGGUACUCCAAACCCACAAAAAAGCCCUGGUCAGUCUGUCUUGAUGAGAGGUUUAGCCUCAUCCACCGAAUCAGAAGCAAGAAAUGCCGUCUCUAUUCACUUGGGUUAGGCCACGAUGACAACCAGUUUGAGCUCAGCAUGGCCAACAGUGGCUGCGAGGUGCAUCGCUUCGACCCCAGCAUCAAGGCCGCUCACAUUCAGGAGGGCCAGCACCUCUGGUACCAUCGCCUCUCCAUUGACUGGAGGGAUCCCAACCCAGCCAUUGCAGCCCACAAACUUCACAGCAACACAAAGAAGCUGGGCACAGUGUUGAAUGAAUUUGGACAUCAGAAGAUCGACGUCCUCAAGGCAGACGUGGAGAGUGCUGAGUGGAAAAUUUUGGAAAACCUGAUCCUGGAAGAUGUUGUUGAGCAGAUAGGACAGCUGGUCUUUGAGGUGCACAUCCACUGGCCUGGGUUUGAGGUCAGUGGCAAUGACAGCACCGUGGUGCGGUACUGGUACAGCCUGCUCCGAGAACUGGAGCUGAAGGACUUCAGGCUUUUCCACACCUACAAAGACUUAUCAAAACCACAGAUGUUUCUGAAAAAGGAAGCCUUCAACGCCAGUAGCUGUUACACACUGAGCUGGGUAAAUACAAGAUGGAAAUAGCAGAAAAGAAUUUAUGAUGUGUGAUUGUGAGCCAUCUGGCCCCAUAGUGUUACUGAAGAGGAUUUUGGUGUCACUGGCUAAAGUUGCUAAAUAUGCACGCAGUGACUGCUAACAAAAUGAACUGGCUUUUAUAUUUAUAUGUUGUGAAAAGAACUGGCACUAGGAGAAGAUACAUGGUGCAGAUUUGUAUAGCAAUAUAUUUGCCAGUGGGUACAUUGUCCCAGAGGACAGAGGUUUCUGUAAAGCUCUGUCUGGGGGAGCUAAGAGCAUGGCUUUUCCAGGCUGCCCCCUGCCUGAGCAUGCCAGCCAGGAGGGCAUCCCUCUGGGGCUGCCUCAGGAAGCUCUGCUGGCUGAGCUGGACCAGCCCUUGGGCAGGACAGUGCUUGUGGUGAGGUGUCUUUUAAAGAAAGUGUCAAGUGUUACUUUUCUGUAAAGUGAUUAUCUUUGAUUUGCAACUUUUUUACUUUGGCCUUGUUUCCGAUGGAACAAACUUUAGGCAAGAACAAUAUGUUCUUGAGCCCACUGGCAAAUUUCAGCUGAAUUUGGCAGAGACAGAAAUCACCACCAAACAAAGUCCCUACCUAUUUAUUUGAGCAGGUUCUGAGUGCCCUGACCUAGGUUUUUUAACCUAAUCUGGGAGCAGAAAGUGACUUCAACACUUCUGAAAUGGGAGACAGUGGGACAGAGUCACUCAGCUGCUGGAUAAGCUGCUGCCAGCGCUCCCCUUCCUCAUCCACAAGAGCCUUCAGCCACAGAAGACAGGGCUUCUCUAGUUCAUCUGCUCAAAGAACAGCUUGAUUGAAAUUACUCAUGCAAUGGCUGCAGCAAGUGGUUUUUGAUCUAGUGAGAUAGAUGUAAGAGACAAAAAUGCAACGUGGGCUUUUUUGUUUGUUUUGGGGUUUAGUUGAACAUUUCCUGGUGCCUUUUCAGUGCUGUGUCUCACCACCUUGCCUCUCCCUGGCAUAAGGAGGCCAGAGCCUGGAUCUGUACUAAUGCUGGUAGAGGUGGCAGCCCAAGCAGAUGCCCUGGACUGCAGCUGUGCUGGGGCUCUGCUGGAAUGUGGAUUGUCUGCAGUGCCCCUGGGAGCCUUUGACAUUCCCCAAAGAGAUAAGGAAUGGGGGGAGCUAAAAAUAUAUAGCAGGUUGGAUUUUUUCUUAUCUUUAGAUGAAUUUUGACAUUAAACUUUUCAUUAAAAUA